Molecule: messenger RNA, 2179 nt
Organism: Myxocyprinus asiaticus (Chinese sucker)
Lineage: Eukaryota; Metazoa; Chordata; Actinopteri; Cypriniformes; Catostomidae
Product: phosphatidylinositol N-acetylglucosaminyltransferase subunit C-like
Exons: 2
Coding region: 198-1079 (293 amino acids)
Biological process (GO): GPI anchor biosynthetic process
Cellular component (GO): membrane; glycosylphosphatidylinositol-N-acetylglucosaminyltransferase (GPI-GnT) complex
Source: RefSeq, a predicted model, not a curated record
UGUGUUUCGUCACUUCCGAGAUGUGUGACGGCGUUAGCGUGACAGCAGCAGGUAGACAGAAAUCCUGCUAAUCGAUUUAAAUCCCAGACUUUCAAUGUUGGCUCAAGUCUUUUGGACCCCACUGUAUUCCUCUUUUGUUGGGUUGUACGUGUAUAUAUCUUCUAUAUAGGGGUUAUGCAUGUCUCUUUUGACAGGUGAUGGGGGCAGACAGUGGUCCGGGAGCUCCGUCGGCCGUCCCUUGGCAUAAAGUGCUUUAUGAGCGCCAGCCGUUCCCGGACAAUUACGUGGACCGCCGUUUUUUAGAGGAGCUACAGCGCAACAUCAGCGUCCGUCAGUACCGUUACUGGGCAGUGGUGCGAGAAACAGGACUGAUCGCACAGCAGGUGUCUUGCGUGGCUGUCUUUCUCACAUUAUGGUCUUAUAUGGAACAGGGAGACCUGGUGCCAUCCACAGUGUUGUGGGUCUGUCUGGGCUGUGUUCUGCUGGGCUACGGACUCUACGAGAUCCUGGGAAGAACUUGUGUUAGAGAGCGCACACGUCUGGCAGACCUGCAGAGCGCGACCAUUUUCCUGGCUUUUACCUUCGGGUUCUCCCCUGUUUUAAAGACACUGACCGAGUCGGUUAGUACAGAUACUGUAUACGCCAUGUCAGCCGUUAUGCUCUUGGCUCACAUGGUGUCCUUCCCUUAUGCCCAACCAAGUCCACCGGGCAGCCUUUCCCUCAAUGCAGCACUUUUUGGGUCAGUGUGCCUGGCGUCCCGGCUGCCCGGUGCCCUGCAUACUUUCACCAUGCUGAGCUGCGCUCUCCUUGUGUUUGCUCUCUGGCCCUGCCUGCUGCAUCGCAUGCGAGAGAAGGCAGAGUGGAGCUUCCCGUGGGCAGCAGGGCUGGUGUGCCUCGCUGGAGUCAGGGGUCUGGGUAGCCUGUGGCCUGAGGGGGCACUCCUCUUCUCCCUGGCUUUGCUAACACUAACUUUAAUCUGUCCACUGUUACUGGUCCACCUCCAGAGGCAUAAGGACAAUAUUCAUGGUCCAUGGGACGAGGCAGAGAUCAGAGAGGACCUCUCCCGCUUCCUCAAUUGAAACAGCUUAAAACUGACUGGGCUAAAGGGCUUUAAGACAGUUUUUAACUAUUUUAUAUGUUGUUUUUGACGGAAUUAAGAAAAGGGCUAGUUUUGAGAAUCUUUUGCACUUUCUCUUAAGCUCAGGGACAAAUAAGAAUGGUUGAAAAAUAAGACUGUUUGGAAAACUGUUAAAUGGUUGAAUAUCAUGAAAACGUGUGGGAGUCUCAUUUCACCACAAAAAUCAAAUGGAAUAAAAGAAGAAAUUCUAUUUUGCAUAAAGAAAAUGAAGCCCAUGUUAAGAUAAUGACAAUUAAAUGCAUAAAAUUUGGCUUAGUAGUAUUUGUUUUACUGUCUUUGAUUAUUAUUUACAUCAGCAUAAAUUAAAGAAUUGUGUCCAGGCAGGAUGAUUUUCAUUACUGUAUUACGGAAAUGAGAAUUGGGGAAAAGUGUGCUUGAAUUGUCAUAAUGUCAUAAGGCUUCUAUUUCUGUAAAGGAACUUGUACUGAAUAGUACUUUAAGCAAAAUAUAAUUUCUUUAUUUUGAUUUUGGUUUGAAAUAUGACCCGGACAUGUUCUUGAUAAAGUGGUAAAUGUGGUUAGGGAGUUAUAAACAUUUUAACAGUAUUUAUAUAAAAAAUUGUGUAUUCCUGAAUUGCUUGAUUAAAAAAGUUUUAACAGUUUUAGAUGUUUUUAUAAAUGCAAUUAUUUUAUUAACUGUGUUUGAAAUAAAUGUUGUCUUUAUGUUGGUGUUGAAAUGUUAUUACACAAAUACAUUGGAUUUAUUUUAAAUGGAGGUGAUCUUGAAACCAGUUACAAGGGUUGAAAUUAUUUGUCCACAAGAUGUCAGUCCUACCUUGACUUCUUUACUGGGCCAGAUAAAAAAACUGCUGUUAGGGUGGGCCUACUCUGAGGAGAGAGCUGUGGCUUGUUAUUGGUAUUUCUGCAGUGUUAACUAUUGUUCAAGAAGGACAACAUAACAGCAGUCAGCAAGACAUGUCUGUCAGUCUUCAAUAAGCUUUUGUAUGCUUUCUUUAGAGUAAUUUAUGACUGACAAAAUUAUCUUUGUAGGAACUCACCAAACUGAAGCAUUUUGAUACUGUGGCACAAUGCAAAAUAAAUG